This is a messenger RNA of Populus nigra (black poplar), 1671 nucleotides long. Its product is annotated as LEAF RUST 10 DISEASE-RESISTANCE LOCUS RECEPTOR-LIKE PROTEIN KINASE-like 2.7. Gene Ontology annotation, molecular function: polysaccharide binding. The record is from RefSeq and is a predicted model, not a curated record. Lineage: Eukaryota; Viridiplantae; Streptophyta; Magnoliopsida; Malpighiales; Salicaceae. The coding region runs from base 1 to 1671 and encodes 556 amino acids. The transcript is spliced from 3 exons.
AUGCAACGCCAUCUCUUUCCUACCAAUUCUUGGUUCAUCAUAUUCCUAAUAAUAAUCUUUGUCCAUGCUCCAUCAUCUGCCUCUGCGGAUGAUGAUGAGCGAUAUCUGAGCUGCAUGAAGUCAUUUGAUUGCGGAAAUAUUAAGGGUGUUGGUUAUCCUUUAUCGGGAUCCGAUAGGCCUGAUUACUGUGGCUAUCCUGGGUUUGAGCUCGGUUGCAGCAACCAAGAUCCGGAGAUCACAAUCAUGCAAUUGAGUUACAAACUCCUUGGCAUCAAUAACCAGUCGCGGACUCUCAAUGUUUCUAGAACAGAUUACACAGAAAAUCUUUGCCCUACUCUCCUUUCCAACACCUCUUUGAAUCCAAAUCUCUUGAGUUCCACUUCAGAUCAUGCUGAGGUAACACUGUACUAUGGUUGCCCUAGUCCAAGCCCAGCAGGGUUUUCAGCUCAGUUUACUUGCAACAUUAACGACACUGGUAUGAUGGGAUACUUUACAACAGUCAACCUCUCUGUCCUCAGUAUGUCCGCUCCCAGCUUAAUCAGCUACCCGACAGCAUGCAACAAUAGUGUUAAAGUUCCUGCCCAUCUAUCAGCUAUAAUGCCAAAUCUACCCGAUCCAAAUGUAGCACAGUUGCUUGAAGCUAUUAGUCAAGGUUUUGAGUUGGAGUGGAGUGCAAAUGAUUCAUUAUGUGAUACAUGCAAAUCUUCCGGUGGUCAGUGUGGGUACAACCAGACCACUACAUCACAUUUCUCUCCAUCUCUGGAAAUGCAACACCAUCUCUUUCCUACCAUGUCUUGGUUCAUCAUAUUCCUAAUAAAAACCUUUGUCCAUGCUCCAUCAUCUGCCUUUGCCAACGACGAUGAGCGAUAUGUAAACUGCAGCAACUCGUUUGAUUGUGGAGAUAUUAAGGGUGUUGGUUAUCCUUUCUGGGGAUCCAAUAGGCCUGAUUACUGUGGCUAUCCGGAGUUGAAGCUCGACUGCAGUGACCAAGAUCUGGAGAUCACAAUCGAGAAAUUGACUUACAAAGUUCUUGGCAUCGAUAACCAGACACGGACUCUCAGUGUUGCUCGAACAGAUUAUGCAGAAAACAUCUGUCCGACACUCAUUCUCAACACCACUUGGAUACCCAAUCUAUUGAACUACACAUCCGAUGAUCAGAACAUAACAAUCUACUAUGGUUGCCCCACUCAAGGUGCACCAACUUCAACAGCUUUACCGCAGUUUCCCUGCAACAUAAACGCCACUGAGAUGACGGGCUACUUUACAGCGUUUGCCAACUUGUCGGAUCUUGGAAGCUCUGCUUCUAACUUGACCAGUUACCUGGCAUCGUGCAAAGAUAGCAUUAAAGUUCCAGUACGUGAAUCAGCUUUUCAGCAAAUUUUAAGUACUCCAACUGCAGCACAGCUGCUGGGAGGUCUAAAUCAAGGUUUUGGUUUGAAGUGGAAAGCAUCUAAUAACUUCUGUGAUACAUGCCAAUCUUCUGGCGGUAAGUGUGGGUACAACCAGACUACUACAGCAUUUACUUGUUAUUGCAAGGAUCAACCUCAACAAUUUUCUUGCCAACAAUCUCCAACUGACGCUCAAUCCCCAACUAAUGAUCAAUCCUCAAAACCCAAGAUAUGCCCCCCUCCAACUUAUACUGAAGCAGGAUCUUUUUUAAUAGAAAACUGA